CCGCCCGCGAGAGAAGAGAGAAGAGAUCCAUUGCUCCACCUGAUUUCGUAGCUAUAGAGGAAUAUCCCGAACAAUGGAAAGUGAAGGCAAGACGAUCAAGCCCCACACCUCAAUCGAGGUUGUCUGCCGUAGCCAAGAAUUUGCCAAAGCGCCAUCCAUGGGGCAGAAAUACAAGACAACGAAGCAAGCAGGCGAUUAUACACCAGACAGCUCCCAAGAAUUUGCCAAGGCGCCACAUGUGGGGCAAAAAUACGACGCCACGACGUGCCGGCCGCCUGUGCUACCGGAGUUGGGCGGCCGCUACCCCGAGCACGCCCUCCUCGCCACGCGGGGGUACAUCUCGGAGCAGUGCAACACGACCACCGCCUACGGUGUCACCCGAGAAGGCAACAUCAUCCAGGCCUCCUUCUUCCCUGCAAAGCCUCCGGGCAUGUCGCACAUCUCUGUCUUCUGCCCGUUCGCCGGUAAGAGCCCCUUCGGCUGCGAGCCCACAGUCGUUUUUACCCACGACAAACUUAUAUUGUUUGCCGUCGCCUUGGGCCCGCACAGCGGCCACUUCUCUGAGGAAGGUGUCGAGCUCUUCAUCUUCCAGGCCAACAACAAAGAACUAGACAGGCUUCCCAAACCCGAGAAUUACACUCUCAGCUCCACAAAUACUGGUCUUGUAGGCAGCCCGAACGGUGGCUAUGUUGUGGCAGCUCUCAACGCUGAGCUCGCAUCUCGGAGCUACAGCCUCUCCAUCUUCUCCUCCGAAAACAAGUCCUCUGGCUGGCGUACGGUGUGUGUGCCCCGAAAGGCUUCCGCUGAUGGCACUUGCCAAAUGGCCUUCCUUCCGUUCAGGCAAUCCAAGGUGAUCUCGCUAACAGGUGCAUACCUGGGCUGGGUCGAUCUCUGGAGAGGCAUCAUAGUAUGUGACGUUCUCUCCCCACAACCAGAACUCCAAUAUCUCGAAUUCCCCGAUCCGGUGCCUCGCAACGAGAAGUUUCAGUACGAGUGCGACGCUGGAUUCUUCAGGGAUGUUUGUGGUAGCCCUGACGGUUCAAUCAAGUUCGUUGAGAUGGAGUACAUCGAAGGCAACGACACAGCAAAAUACAAUUUUUAUUUUAAGGCUGAAAGAUGGACAGCCUCCAGCUCCACGUGUAGGCUCUUCGAGAAGAGCACGCUCAAGGACACAUUCGGAAUACAGCAUAUAACAACUGCAGAGAGUAACAAACUCAACAGAGAAGAGUUCAUGAAAAUGUCAAUGGGCAACCCUAGGUUGAACCCGUAUCAUGACUUGAUGUACGUGAUGGCAAGAAAGAGGCGCUACGAUACCACUGGCCGUGUAGUUUCCAUUGACAUCGAAAGGAAGACGCUAGAUGGAGUGACGGAGACAGCCUACAGUUUCACAGAGACAUACGGCGCCUGCACCUUCUCCAAGUAUCUACAAAUUCCAGGCUCUAUCGUCGAGGAAGACCUGGCAAGUGAUUACCAGUUCGUGGCUUCUAGUUUGCAGGGCAGCGAGGUGGGUGGUUAUGUUAGACAAGGCGCAUCAUCAUGCACCAGCCAACCGAAACCACAUUCAGCUACCAGCAUGUACAGCACAUUGAUGUCAGCAGUUUAUAACUGGCACACUCAUUUGGGCAGGCAUAAUCGUUAAGAGUUCAUUAAAGUAUUGUUUUUGUUAAAAUGAAUAACCUUGACGGUUAUUAGGGAUAAUCCCCGCUCUCUUUUCCCCCACGUGCAACCCCAGUUUUGAGCAACUGCCAAGAGUCCAUGACUGUUCCUGGAGAGGC
Molecule: messenger RNA, 1775 nt
Organism: Lolium perenne
Lineage: Eukaryota; Viridiplantae; Streptophyta; Magnoliopsida; Poales; Poaceae
Source: RefSeq, a predicted model, not a curated record